Equus caballus (horse) is the source of this 852-nucleotide messenger RNA. The record is from RefSeq and is a predicted model, not a curated record. NCBI's taxonomy places the organism in Eukaryota, Metazoa, Chordata, Mammalia, Perissodactyla, Equidae.
UUCGUAAAUAGAACUGUCGCGGGCCGGACGCUCCCGUCUCCCCGGCGACUCCUUGCAGGCCUGCCUCCCGGCAGGAAUAGAACUUGGGCCGGGACGGGGAAGCCCGGCGGUAGUUCAGCCUUUUCCCAGUUGGUUUGUUUGCAGAUCCUUUUUCCUCACUUGCUGUUCAAACACCGACCCCACCGGCUUCCCGGAGUGGGCGAGACGAAGGGAGAGGACUUCGAUCUUACACCGUCCUCUCGAUUUGUUUUCUGCGUCUCCAGUGAGCCUGCAGAAGUUUGAAAUGUCGUCGACAGACUUGUAUGAUGCUGGAAAUCGACUUCGGUUUCAGUUGGAGUUGGAAUUUGUGCAGUGUUUAGCCAACCCAAAUUACCUUAAUUUUCUUGCCCAAAGAGGUUACUUCAAAGACAAAGCUUUUGUUAAUUAUCUUAAGUACUUGCUUUACUGGAAAGAACCAGAAUAUGCCAAGUAUCUAAAGUACCCUCAGUGUUUACACAUGUUAGAACUGCUCCAAUAUGAACACUUCCGCAAGGAGCUGGUGAAUGCUCAAUGUGCAAAAUUUAUUGAUGAGCAGCAAAUUCUGCACUGGCAGCACUAUUCUCGGAAGCGGAUGCGCCUGCAGCAAGCCCUGGCUGAGCAGCAACAGCAGAAUAACACGUCAGGAAAAUGAAAAGCUGGAUCCAGACCAGGCUGUUAAGACAUGCAUAUAUGCUUUUGUACAGUGAAGACAAAGAGACUCUUCCUACCUCCCUUGAUUGUGGUAGCACCUAAACCUUUAGUGUACUAUUUAAUCCAACCAACUUUUUAUUGUUAAUAGAUUAUUUCUGGUAAACCAGAAUUGUUCUGCUUUGA